AUGCUCUACGAGUACUUCGCCAAUUGGCCUUUGCAGGCUCUACCGUGGGGGGGGUUUUGCACCGUCGGAGUCCUCACUUACGAUGUCCAUCGCCGAGUCCGCAUUGCCGAGCAGAUCAUCGAGAACAAGCGAACCCUCCGAACCUCUGCACCGAACUAUGAUGCGACAGCUUCCGCCAAGCGCCUCGCCAUGAUGAUGGACGCUGCUGAAGCAGGCGAAUUCAUGGGACUGGAUUCCUUGAAGGACAAACCGUCAUUGCGACGGGCCAAGGGCGAUGAUCAGACGCAAGGUCUGCUAGAUACCCAUGAGGACUCUUCUCAGCAGCAACCUGCGGCGGUCCGGUCGUCUGAUCUGGACCAAUACGGUCCGUUUAGCCAAUCGCGGAGCAUAAAGAUGAAAGAGUCGGCAGAGGCUCGGGUGGCCCUUGCUCGACAUGCUGAACCGGCGGAGGACGCUUAUGAGGACAGUGAUGUAUCGGCUGAAAAGCGGAUAACUCAAUUGAUCUCGGAGGAUCGGGAAAUCGAGGCCACUAAUGUCUUUCUGGAAAACUUUUAUGAAGCCGCCGAUGUGACAAUAUCCUUCGAGACACGGGAAGUCGCGCGUAAGCUUUUUACCGUGAAUUGCAUGAAAGGAAACACAUUCCUCGCUCGGACUCUCUUUGAGCGGAUGGAGAAAGUGAGUGUGAUAGAUACCCAGAUGUGGGCCACAAUGAUGCAUCUGCUUGCAAAGGGAGGUCAUAUCGAUUCUGUUGGUUCUAUCUAUGAAAGGCACCACAAGAAGCUACGCGUACCCUCUUAUCUGCUCGAGGUUGUACUUCGAUCUUUACUUGAAUCGAGGAGAGUGAACCCAGCCAAGAAUCUCUUCUACUCGCGCAUCAAAAAUGACAAGAACGGUGGCCUGUGUGGUGCAUUUCUGGAUGGUCUUUGGAGGAAGACAAGGAGUCUCGAUUUGAUAAUCGCGGAAUUCCGAAAUAUUUUGGCAACCCUGGCCAACCUUGAUCGCUCUCCAAACGAGAAGCUUUUCAACCCACUCGUCAAGGCCUUCAUUGAAAGCGGCCAGCACGAAGAUGCCGAAGACUUGGUCGCAGACAUGCCAACCAAAUACAAUGUGCAACCUGGAUCUCGAACCCUUGGUCUACUUAUAUAUGCCAAGGCUUUGACUUGUGACUGGGAAGGCGUCUUUGCUGGGAUGCAUGAAAUGCAUCGACUUGAUUUUACUCGCAAUAAGCGAGAUUUUGCAUAUGCAUUUGAUCGUGUCUUCUUGGAAUAUUAUCCUACUCACUCCGGUCGCGAGAUUUUCGACUUCCUUACUAGCUGCAUCCAUCAAUUUGGGCUUGUUCCGGACAAGAUUCUUCAUCGACACAUUCUGGAGGCUUUGGUCGAAAAAGGCGACUCAAACCUCAUUGGGCAGAUCAGUCGUUUAGCCGAGGAGCGUCAAUGGAGUACGGGGCUCAACCAAGACGAAUUUUUGAGUAUUUUGAUCGCGCGUCGAGUCUCAAUGCAAGAUUCCCCUGUUGGAUUCUGGCGAAUGAUCCAAGCUGCUAAGAAGCAGUAUGGUCAGGUUGCCACCACUCGACGCCUUCUAGGCACUGGAUCCGCAUCUUAUUCUUUGGACCGAGGUGUUCUGUACCCAAUCCAUAAGCCAGCAAACGAGACAUUCUCGAGAAGUUUGGACGAUCUGGUGCAUACCAAGCUUAUUGACAACCACAUACCUCUCCGCAAGCAAAUGGAGGAUCACAUAAACGCGGGUAGAUUUCAGGAAGCCCUGGGUGUCUUCCGAACUGCGAGCUCUUCAGGCUUUGUGCUUCGGCCUACCCACAUCCAUCUUGCUGUCAUAGCAACGAUCCUUGGCCAUGGCUGGCUGGGCUUAGCGGAUGCCCAGAUCAUUAUCAAGAGCGAAUACCCAAACUGGCUCAAAGGGCGAACUGCAGGAGCCAACCCGGCGUUCCCUCUCGUACCCCCCAUCUUCUUCCAACAAUUAUUGCAGCUGGACAAGGGUGUCAGUGAUACAGCUCUUCUCAAAAUGGCAAUUUUCGAAUACUACAAUCUUUGCCAGGAUACGCCACACCUCAUCGUCAAGCACCACGCACUUGCCUCGCUCAGCAAAAAAUUGAUUUCUUCGAAACAGGGACCCAAAGCCAUCGAUGUUCUCACGGCGGUAUACAAGUCCACAUGGCGAAAAUCACAUGGCUUUGACCAGGUGCUAUUCAAGAUGUUGCUUCGUGCCUUUGCUUCGACAGAGAACCUGAGGGGUGUUUGGUGGUGCUUGGUGGCGGUUCUUUCCCGAACAGAACCCGCUAUUCAGGAUUUCUAUGUCGAAGUGCGACGGCUGAUGCCUACCCUGGAGCAAAUUUGUACUCGCCAAGGAAGAAAUGAUGACUCCAAGGUCACCCACAACAUUACCGUUUUGCAUCGCCUCGCAGAAUCACUGCUGUGCAGCAUGCAAGGAGAAGCCGGCUGGGUGAACAAGUCUCCUCACCCCGGAAGCAAGACUAACGGGCGUAUGGAGGUGGUUUCUCGCUCAGCCGAAGAGCAAAAGGUUCUGCCACGAGGCUCUACCGAAGAUAUGGUCUACUAUUUUGAUGAAGAGAUGGAACUAGAUCUCCUGAUGAAUAACAAUAUACCCACCGAGGAUGAAGUGAUGCGGAUAUGGAAGGAGAGUCGCCUUGUGAACCAAGAGUUCUGGCUUCCUGAGGACCCUAAAUACCCUCGGAAGAAAGCUCUAGGGACAAAGAAUUUGCGGGUGUAG
This is a messenger RNA of Penicillium manginii, 2748 nucleotides long. RefSeq names its product pentatricopeptide repeat protein. The transcript has a single exon. Gene Ontology annotation, molecular function: protein binding. The record is from RefSeq and is a predicted model, not a curated record. NCBI's taxonomy places the organism in Eukaryota, Fungi, Ascomycota, Eurotiomycetes, Eurotiales, Aspergillaceae. The coding region runs from base 1 to 2748 and encodes 915 amino acids.